Blepharisma stoltei is the source of this 1467-nucleotide messenger RNA. NCBI's taxonomy places the organism in Eukaryota, Ciliophora, Heterotrichea, Heterotrichida, Blepharismidae. The record is from the annotation of a GenBank genome assembly.
AUGGGUUGCUGCGGUUCUUCAGGUCCACAUAAGACAAUAGCUGCUUCUCCUUUGACGACUUCACCACACAAGAAAACUAUGAAAGUAAGUGCAGGGACUUUUAUAAAAACCCAGUUAUCUCCGUUCUCUGAAGCAUAUAUGCUGGGAAAUCGCAUAGGAUUAGGAGGUUUCGGUGAGGUAAGAAGAUGCACUCAUCGAAUAACUGGAGCUCUUCGGGCAGUAAAAAUUUACUCAAAAGAGCUUUUUGGCCAAAAUUCCACUCAGCAAGGCAAAAUGAUAGAGGAAAUGGAAAUCCUUCGAACAUUAGACCAUCCAAAUAUAAUUAGGGUAUACGAUUUCUUUGAAGACUCUAAAAAUUACUACUUAGUUAUGGAAUACUGUGAAGGGGGCGAGCUAUUCAAUAAAAUUGAGAAAAUGGCAAAAUUUAGCGAAGAUGAUGCUGCUUUGAUCAUGAGGCAGUUAUUGUCAGUUGUCGCAUUUUGUCACUCAUUGAAAAUUGUUCAUAGAGAUUUGAAACCUGAAAAUAUGAUGGUCGAAGAAAGAAAUCGGAAAUUAAAUAUCAAAAUAGCAGAUUUUGGGACAGCCUGCUACUUAGAUUUGAAUAAUGAAACGACUGGUGUGGUAGGAACUACUUAUUACAUGGCACCUGAAGUUUUUAAUGGAUCCUAUAAUGAAGGAUGCGAUGUGUGAAGCUGCGGAGUUAUUAUGUACAUUUUACUGACAGGAAGUCCUCCUUUUGGAGGGAAAACUGAUGACGAAAUUAUGGCAAAGGUAAAAGAAGGGGUUUAUACCACAGAAUCAUCAGCAUUUCGACUAAUAUCACCAGAAGCAAUCGAUUUAAUAAAAAAACUCAUAGCACCGUUAAGCGAAAGGAUUUCUGCUUCCCAAUCUUUAAGUCAUCCUUGGCUUAAUAGAAGCAGACCAAAGGUAGAAAGGCCAGUACUGGAAGCCGUAAUUAAAAACUUGCGAGAGUUCAGAAGCACUUUAAAGCUUAGAGAUGCUUUGUUGACUUUUAUAACAUCUCAGCUCAUCAAUCACAGGGAGCUAAAAGACCUUAGAGAUGCCUUUGUAAUUUUGGACAAGGACGGAGAUGGAAAAAUUGGGAAAGAAGAUUUAUUUGAACAAUUAAGUGGCUUCAUACCAGGGGAUGGAGCAUAUACUCAUGCCGAAGAGAUCUUGCUUAAUGUUGACAGUAAUAAUGAUGGCUUUAUUGAAUUUACUGAGUAUUUAAGAGCAACAAUAGACAAAAAGAUUCUGUUGUCAAAUGCAAAUCUUUUGGCUGCUUUUGCAAUUUUGGACAAAAAUAAUACAGGGAAGAUAUCUGUGGCUGAUUUUAUGAACGUUCUUGCGGAUCGAGAAGAAUAUGACUUGAAUUUGUGGACUGAACUUGUGAGGGAAGCGAAUCCUGAUGGGAAAGGAUUUUUUGAUAUGGAAGAGUUCACAAAGCUUUUGAUGGAUAAAAUUUAA